This is a messenger RNA of Candida albicans SC5314, 813 nucleotides long. Its product is annotated as mRNA splicing protein. The record is from RefSeq and is a predicted model, not a curated record. Bases 1 to 813 code for a protein of 270 amino acids. NCBI's taxonomy places the organism in Eukaryota, Fungi, Ascomycota, Pichiomycetes, Serinales, Debaryomycetaceae. Gene Ontology annotation, biological process: generation of catalytic spliceosome for second transesterification step; RNA splicing. Gene Ontology annotation, cellular component: U5 snRNP; U4/U6 x U5 tri-snRNP complex; U2-type post-spliceosomal complex. The transcript has a single exon.
AUGGACUUUUCAAACUUACUAUCUAACGAAAUCAAUAAGAAACGUAAAAAGGUAGCUGCAAAUGGAAGGAAACGCAGCAAAGUGUCUACCACCGCCAAAGAACCGGCGGUAGUUGUUGAGCAUGCACCAGAAACAAUCAACCCCCAGCCUACUACGACAAACGAUGAGCCAAGUGAAGAACAAUUAGAUACAAAGUUGUCACAAUUUGGUGAACUAGAUACGUCCUUAUCGAAAUCAGAAAAGGCCAGGAAAUUGCAAUUACUACUACAACAGCAAAUCAAAAACACAAAGUACAAGGCAUGGCUAGAUCAAGAGGCUCCGUUGUACCAAGACCCCGAAAAGCAAUUGAUCACGCUUGAUUUGAUAACUGAUAUAACAAAUAAACAAGACGAAGUAUACCUAAAGCUACGGGUAUACAUAAAGCAGCUAAUUAAACAAUGGCAAGAAUGCGAUAACGACGACCAAGAGUUAUUGAUGGAAACGAAAAAGAGUAUAGUCAAAUUGUUAUACAAGCUAAGGAGCCAUAAACUUUCUUUGGACAUGCUAAUAUCGCUCCUGACCAUUGUUUACUAUAUCCAACAAAACGAAUUCAACAAGGCAAACGAAAGCUACAUGAAACUAAGUAUCGGCAACGUCUGUUGGCCAAUUGGGGUGGUCAAUGUAGGUAUUCAUGCAAGAAGUGCAGCACUGAAAAUAACCGGUGCCUCUAACGUCAGUAACAUAAUGCUAAGCGAGUCUACACGAAGAUGGAUUAUAAGUAUAAAGAGGUUGAUUAGUUUUAAAGAGAGAGUAUAUAAUAAUGCACGUGAUUAG